This is a messenger RNA of Effrenium voratum, 1649 nucleotides long. The record is from the annotation of a GenBank genome assembly. Lineage: Eukaryota; Dinophyceae; Suessiales; Symbiodiniaceae.
AUGAUGAGGCCACAUGCGGUCUCUGCGCUCAGCGGCAAGGGCUUCGACGUCGCUUGGUCGUUGGCCGAGCCCUCGGAUGCCUGGGCCAUUGUCACAGUCACCACCCCUGUUACAGAGGAGGUGCUGAACAAGCACCCCAAGUGCAAGCUGGUGGCUGUGUCCUUCACCGGCUUCAACCACGUGGACCUCGAGGCGUGCAAGAAGCGAGGCAUCUCUGUGGUCAACGUGCCCGCGUACUCCACCGAUUCCGUGGCCGAGCUUUCUGUGGGCCUUGCCCUUGCGGUGUACCGAGAGAUCCCUGCCGGAGAGAGGACGCUGCGGGAUGGCGGCUGGGUGCACUCCGCCGGUGGCAUGGAAAUCAGAGACAAGGUCGUCGGCAUCGUGGGCCUUGGGGACAUUGGCUUGAGGACGGCGGAGCUCUUCAAAGCUUUUGGCCCCAAGGAGAUCUUGGGGUGGUCGCGGAGGCCCAAGCCGGCCUUUGACAGCCUGGGCAAGCAGGUGCCCAUCGAGGAGCUGUUCGAGAAGGCGGACAUCGUCUCUUUGCACGUCGCGCUGAACGCAGAGACGCAAGGCAUCAUCAACCGCUCUCUGAUGGAGAGGCUGCGCCCUGAGUCGGUGCUCAUCAACGUGGCUCGGGGGGGCGUUUGCGACCAGCCGGCGCUGGCUGACCUCCUCUCCAAGAAGCGGUUCCGCGCAGGUCUGGAAAGCCCAGCGUCAGGGAAUUCAUGCUUGCCCUUGCGGGCAAGCAUGUUGUGUUUUUUUGUGUUGUUUGUUGGUUUUUUUCUGCUUUUUUGUGGAGGGGGGGUUGUGGUUUCCGUGAAAACCAACAUUUUGAGGACAAAUUCGAGGAUUGUAACUAUAAUCCAGGAAAUGCGAGCGAGCCUUCCUUGCGCAAUCGUGAUUCAGGACUCCAAACAUGUGAAGUCGAUGGCUUGUGUCACUUUGAAAAGUCGAUUUCGCCGACGGCUCAAUGACGCAGGUGAUAUCUCUUAGAUAGUUUGUUUUCUUUUUCCUGCAUAGAUGGCUGCGGCAGUUCCCGGACGCGUUCCGACCAACUCGGCAUAUCCCAUCUUCCACACUGCUGAUGAUGAGUCGAACGAGGAAGGCGGGCAUUGCCUGGCUGCAGUGCUGGAGGAAGAUGACCUGGCGAAGAUAUCGCCUGGCGGCCGCGACAGGGCCGGCACCGCCGGGUCUGGUCUAAGCUUGGCCUCAACAUGUUCUAGCACAAGCCACCGCAAUUUGCGACAGACACGCGAGGCGCAGUUGAAGCAAUUUCUCCGCGCCAACAAGUGCAAAGAGGUGAACGAGUCUGUGGACCAGCAGGGCUGCCUAAGCCUUUGGAAGGAGCGGCUAUUUCCUUUGCACAUUGCUGCACGGAAUGGGGACAAGGACAUGGUGCGAAUCCUUCUUGCGGCGGGAGCAGACUCCGAGCAGAAAACCUCCCGUGGGCGGACCGCCGCAGACCUUGCACGCCACGCCGACAAGGAUAGAUCGCACCAAGAUGUCUUGGCGCUGCUUUCCACUGACGUGAAGGUGGUAGAUGCUCGCACCCUGCAACAAAUGGGCCGAAUGUGAGUUGCAAACCAGACACCUCCGAAGCGUGCCUCUUUUUCCAACUUGAACGGCGGGUUGCCUGUUGUUGGAGUCUC